AUGAAUAUAGAAUUUUAUUCUUGUCGCAAAUUAGAGUUUGAAAGGGGAGAAGAAGAAAUCAAUGAAGAUAAGUUGGUAGAUGAUAACAGGAAGAGUAUCGAUGUGAUCCAUUCAGAAAUAUCCGAGAAAUCAAUUCCAAAAAUUGGCAUGGAGUUUGAAACUGAAGAUGAAGCUUAUAAUUUUUACAAUUCUUAUGCUUAUAAAGUUUGUUUUGGCAUUAGAAAAAGUAAAGGAUAUAAAGAUAAGCAUGACGUGAUGAUAAAUAGAACUAUUUGUUGCUCUUGCGAAAGGUAUCGUCAAAAAGAUAAGCGAGAUGUUAUUGUGAGAGCUCAUCGUGCUAAGACAAGGUUUGGAUGUCUAGCACUAAUGAAAGUCGAUUGUCGUCAAAAUGAUAAAUAUCAUGUUGUCGAGUUUAAUCCUGAGCACACUCAUGUGACAUCAACUCCUACAAAAAGUCACUUACACAGAUCACAAAGAAGAUUGACUCCCGCCCUAGCUGCUGAAAUAGACUUAGCUGAUAGUUCAGGAAUUGCUCCAAAAGAAAGUUGGGAACUAAUGACAAAGAGCGCUAAAGGACGUGAAAGUCUCGGAAUUACCCACGUUGAUUAUAAGAAUUAUUUAAGAACCAAAAGAACAAUUCAAAUGAGGUCAGGAGAUACUGGUGGUGUUCUUGAGACUCAAGGGAAGCAAUUAGAAGAUCCUAACUUCUUCUAUGCUAUUCAAGUGGAUGUAAAUGAGUUAAUAACAAAUAUCUUUUGGGCUGAUGCAAAAAUGAUUAUGGCAUAUUUUUAUUUCAGCAAUGUUGUUUCUUUUGACACUACCUAUAAGAAAAAUAAAGAAGGUCGGCAUUUUGCUAUGUUUCUUGGGGUGAAUCAUCAUAAACAAACUUCUAUUUUUGGGGCUGCACUUCUUUAUGAUGAAACUGCUGAAUCAUUCAUGUGGUUGUUUGAUACCUUUGCUAAAGCAAUGUCAGAUAAAAAACCAAAAACUAUUCUUACAGAUCAAGAUGCGGCAAUGGCAAAAGCAUUGGCUUCUAAAUGGCCAAAAACACAUCACCGUCUAUGUAUAUGGCAUUUAUAUCAAAAUGCAGCAAAACAUCUUAGUGGUGUUUUCGAAAAAAUUCGAGAAUUUGAUAAAGAUUUUAGCAAAUGCAUAUAUGAUUACGAAGAUGAAGAAGCAUUUUUACAAGCUUGGAAUGAGAUGCUUGAGAAAUAUAAUCUUCAAGAUAAUGAUUGGCUGAAGCGUACUUUUGAUUUAAGAGAAAAAUGGGCUUUGGUAUAUGGUAGAGAAACUUUUUGUGCAGACAUGACUACUACUCAAAGUCUCAGAAGUUUUUCUUCUUCUGAUUAUCAUCCCAGAGAUCCCUACGCUCUCGCCACAAGAGUUUCUUCACCAGUCCAGCUUUAA
Molecule: messenger RNA, 1407 nt
Organism: Humulus lupulus (European hop)
Lineage: Eukaryota; Viridiplantae; Streptophyta; Magnoliopsida; Rosales; Cannabaceae
Product: protein FAR1-RELATED SEQUENCE 5-like
Exons: 2
Coding region: 1-1407 (468 amino acids)
Biological process (GO): regulation of DNA-templated transcription
Source: RefSeq, a predicted model, not a curated record